CUCUAGUUCGUCCAGUUCUAACAUGGCGGACAUGGCGGAUGGCGGAUGAAUUUGUUACUCAAGGUUUUCACAUUAUCGCUAUCACGAUACAUGGUUAUAAGAAUCAAUAAUGAAUGAUUUAGAUGACAACGGCGUAGAUGCCGAUCCCUCAUCAACGUGGAUUUUGUUACAGAUUGGAGAUUCAGGUGAAGAUUUUGCGGUAUUGAGUUGUGCUCUUGGCAUAUCGGCGGGAGAAAGCGCCAAGUGAGAUAGCGACUGACUAGAAUUCAGGACAAAAGUAGUUGGGAAGUUUGUACAACUUAACAGUAGUUCAUUUUAACCCUCAAAAAAGAGAAUUUUCUCCUUUGCUAAAUAUCCCCCGUCCCCCAAAUUCAAUGUUGGGAUAUAACAGAAAUGAGAACAAUUGCACACACAAACAUUUACGUUUUGCUCCACAUUGGGGCAGAUGCGGGGGAAAGAAGGAAAAAAAAGUAAGUAAAAAGUAGCAGCCUUCCCAACACUUUUGAUGUUGAUUAUGGUUUAUUUAAGCUUAUUUCAUGAGAAAAUUUUGGAUGGAUCUUUUGUUUCCAAGAAGGGAAUGGGCAGGAAGAGAUAAAGAAUGAAGGCAUUGAUGGUUUAAUUAAUUCAGUAUAACUUUUACAAGUGUAUAUAAACCAACUCUCCCGGAUUAUCCAGGCGUCUCCUGAAUAUGGCACCGAUCUUCCACUCUCCCGUAUGGGUUACCCAUCUUUUGAGCUAAUCUCUGUGCUUCAGUUUGAGAUUUAGUCCAUUUUUUCCUCAAAAUUUGAAUUCUUUUUUAUUUUUGUAGCACGGCUUCUGGGGCAUUUUUGCGCAUAUUUAGUCACUGACAAAGAUUAUUUUGGCAUUAAAUUAAUGGUCGUGUAUUUGUAUAGUAUGUAAUUCAUGAAAGACUUCAGAUAUUGUCCUGAGCCAUUCCCACUUGGGACUGGGUCAAUUUGUCGCGAGGGGGGUCCUUUGAAAUUCGGGGGGUGGGGUUAAAGGAGAGAGUCUACAGAUUUUAGAUCUCCAGAGGUUAGCAUCUCUGCAAGUGUAAUUGACAAGUGUUGCUAUCAUAUUUGUAUGGGUAAUAGCAUGAUUUGUAAUGAUAUUUGGUAUAAAUUUGGCAUAUUGUUAUAUGUAAUUUUAUGAGCUGUUAGGCGAGUGAAAUUUGAGACAAUUUUGAAGUAUCACUAGUGGUAUUUAUGCCAAAUAUCACGUACAAAUCAUGCUAUUAUUUGUUUAUACUACUACCUGCAAAAGGUUUGUAAUUUUCACAUGUAGGUAUUUUAAAUUAAGCUGAAAUACCACUGCUCUAAGCUAAUCAAAUUGCAGAAAUUUCUCAUGUAGUAGUAUAAGGAACAUAAAACAAUGACUGAAUCUUUGCUGAUGUCACUGUUUACAUUUUUGCUCACUAGCAUAUGACUUAACUCACAGAAGCCACGGCCAUAAAUACAAACUAAAAAAUUCAAAAGUUUAAAGAAUCGAUUAAGUUAAACAAUUUGUGCAAUUUUCAGCUCUUUGCAGGCAAUAUUGAAGGAAAUAUCAGCCAUCAAAAACUGCGAAAUUGCUAGGUGGCAAAAAAGUUGAAAGGAGAUUUCUCUGGCACCAUUCGGUAUAUUGGGCUCAAAUUUUUAGAGAUAACUGAAAUUCUUAUGCUCUUCCAGUAUUCAGAGGUUUUAUUUUAUUAACUUCAUAAGAUAAUAGUAAGAAUGUGUUAAUGAGGCAAAAAAUGUAAACAAAGAUGCACCUAUAGCCACCCUUGUAAUUAGAGGAAAAGAGUGAAUCCAAACACUUGAAAAAGCUUUAGAAGAAUGUAAUACCUUUCCUUCUCGAGUCACAACCUAAUAUAAAUCUGUAUUUCCAGUGCUGGAAGUUAAGUGUUCAAAUGCAGCAAGGCUGUCAUUAAGGGAUGGGGCCGGGGAUUCCCCCAGCUACUGUGAGCACGAUCCUGGGCUGCUUUCAUAGGAAACAAAAUGAAAUCUAAAGGACCUCCAAAUUGUUCAAUUCCCUGCCCACUUAAUGCAUAUAUACUUGGCAACUUGAAAUCCUAGCGACAGCUCUGUGGAGUCUCUGUCUCAGAUGAAUCAGCAGGAGACAAAUUUUGGCCCAUAAUUCAUUUAUUAAUGACCACCAGACCUACCUGAAUUAUCCAUCUCAGAGGGACAAUUCAUCUUUAGUAUAGAGUGCUUCCUAAGCUAAUAAAGUUAUUUUAUUGGUUUUACACUUACAGCCUUUCCAACUGGAGGAUUUUCUCACAGUUUUGGUUUUGAAUCAGCCACCAAACAUGGCUUUGUGACCGAUUUCAGUAAGUGUUUAACUUAAUACAAUCAAACCUGUAUUAAGCGGAACUGUAUUAAGUGGUCACCCUCUAUUAAGCGGUCACUUACCAAAGUUCCAGAAAUCAUUUUUCCUAAUUUUCAAGUUAUUUUUUUAUUGUCUUUACCUCCAUUAACCCUUUAAGCCCUGAGAGUGAUCAGCAUCAAAUUUCUCCUUGUGAUAUCAAUGCUUUGUAAAACAGAGUGGUUAUGAGAAUUACAGACAUGAUCACACAAGAUGAAUUUCCUUGAUAUCUUAUCAACUUCUCUCCACUACUUCGGUAGGAAAUGAAUAGGGGCAACAAAUGAGAAUUCAAAUUUUGAUCUCAGGGUUUAAAGGGUUAAAUGGUCACUUUCAGUUUCAGAUCCAGGGGAGAGCCCCCCUUAUUUUUAGACCAAACUGGGGCCCAAAAGGCUAAAAAAAUUUUUUCGGAGUCUGCCCCCCUGCUCUUAUUUUAGGGUCUGGUUGACCAUCCCCCCCCCCCCACCCCUUAUAUCAAGGUCUGGAUCCAGCUCUGACUUUGACGAGAUGCACCUUACUGGUGCAGCAGACAUAGUGUGCAUAUCCUUUAAUAGUGGUCUUUUAUUCCUUUCUUUUGACACAAUAAGAGGUAUCUCUAAACACUUUCAAGUCAAUUUGUUGUGCUGUUGAUAGUUAUUUUGCUCUUUCACCAUUUUCAUUUACUGGAAUAACUCUUAGGCUCAUCAAACAUGUAUUAAACAGUCAAUCUGUAUUAAGUGAUCAGUACAUCAUUUUUGUUUAAUGAUAAUAUAUAGUAGCAUCAUUGUUUUCUUAUAAAGCUGAAAGACAGAAGGAAUAAAACAAUAAAGGGAAAUGUUGAACUUAGGACAUAUUCUAGCGAGAUAUUGUUGGGUCAAGUCUCUUUGCUUGUCUAUUUAUACCAGGUAACAUAACGUUGGGGCAAAUAUUUCCUAGUGACAAGUUUUACAAAGUCCAGUUUCUACAGCAUUUGCCAAUGCGGGAACAUAUUGUUGGGAGGGAACCGUUAGCUAGUCGUAGAUAACAUCCAGCCUGGGUGCUGUGUUUAAGCAUCAGAAGAACAGCUUAAAACAUUUUCUCAUGGGUGCAGGCUUUGUAAUGUCCAUUUUAUCCUUUUGCAGGUGCCUUUAGAGUUUUUGUUUUGUCUUGCCUUCAAAAUGCAGGUAUAAAAAUCUUUACCAUAACUUAAGCCCAGAUAUUGUCAAAUAGGUUUGUUUAUAUAUUUUAUAUAUUUUUCUUUUAAUAAACCUUGUUUUUAACAUUUUUUUUUCAGCUUUUAUCUGGAACCCCAUGACUACCAGAUUAAUUAUUUUAAAAUAUUGAUUUAGUUGUCAGUAUGGAAUUUUUUGGGCUGAGUCACAGACAUCUCUCCUGCGAAACGUCCCUGGUAGAGUGUAGUAAGGAGAGAUGUUUGUAUUCACAGGCUAGGUGAGAGUAGGCUACAACUGAUUCAGAGUGAUGUCUCUUUCAGCUUCAUUUAGCCUUCCCUUUGUGAAUGAGUCACAUAAAGAAUGUCAUAACGAGGAGAGAAUCAUAGAGCUUGAUGGGAUCAUUCAAGCAUAUCUCAGCAACCAUGUGGCUAACAGGGCAAGCAUCAGGCAGGUCAUAAUGAUUUAAAUUUGUUAUUGUAUCAGUUGUUUUGGAAUGCAUUUAAAGAGCCACUAGUGGGCCACUAGCUUAUCAGUUUUUCAUGCAGCUUUCAGUGUUACCCGUCUAAAUUAAGUCUCGAUCCACUCAUUAAACUAGAUAAUGUAGUAUGUUUGAUGGGCAGAUUGAGGAAGUUAAUUUGUGCAUUCUUUUAUAAACAGUACAGAUGAUUACUUCUUUGGAAAUAUGGAGUGUCGAUUAGUUUGACUGGUGUCAUUCAAAUUAAAGUUCAAGUGAAAAAUGUGUACCUGUCAGCUUCAGUCCCUUUGAAUUCAAAUUCGAUUUCCUUUGCAAUCCUCCAGUUAUAGCUUCAUUGGAAAUUUUGAGUGUUGAUUGGUUGAUUUAGCUGGUAUCAAGGAAAUUAAAAUUCAAGUGCAAAAUAUGCACCUGUCAGCUCCAGUAGCUUGGAAUUCAAAGUCAUAUUUCUAUGAUUUCCAAAACAUUUUUGUGGUUUGAACCAGGACACUGGUUUUAAUAAAUAUUUUUCCAAGUGUCAAAAUCACAAAGCUUCUUCCCAUGGACAUAAACAGUUGAGUUUUGUGCGGGGUAGUUGAGGACUAUUAAAUUUAUAUAAUACUUUUAUAUACAGGGAGUGUCUUUGCUUGGUACAGCUUGCAAGACAUUUGAAAAUGAAGAAAUGAAGAGCAUGGAGGUGAGUUACAAAUUGAAGGGGUACAUGGGAAAGAAACCUUUAAGACGGAAUCCAUUAGGAAAUUGAGUAAUUUUACUUUCCAGUUGACGAAAACCUUGUACCAGAAUAAUUUCACGCAUACUGUAAUACUGGAUCCUUUUUUACACUUUUUGAGGGCUAUAAAUGUAAUAAGUUAUAAGAAAUAACUCUAAAGUUCUUAUGGGAGUCGUAGAAAACAAACUUCGAAAGCUUCAAAUUUCACAAAAUGAAUUCUUACACAUUACAAGUUUUACCUGUGUUUUCUCAAUUCCUGUGAAGUUGAAAUUUAUUUUCUCUCAGACUGCCAUAAAUAUGGUUUUUCCCCACUGAACAUUAAAAUUACUCAAUUUCCUGUUGGAUUCCAUGUUAAUAACUGUAGGUAAACUACCAAAUUCCCUUUUGAAAUUGCCUAGAGCCCAUUGUGGUUAGUAGCGAGUUUCCAUUGUAUUUCAGUGCUGGAAUCCUCAAAUAAAGCUGCUAGUUUUAACCCUGUAAAAUUCAUCAAAAUUUUGCAAAUUUCGUUUUGUAAUAAACUGAAAAAAAGCACUGUGUGAAAGUGCUCCUUAGGCCCAGUUCAUUUGUCAAACUCUUCAUCACUUAACUUAAUAACUUUUUGGGUCAACCCAAAUGAUACAAGUUCAACAGUUGAUGCAGACGUCAAACUUAAUUUGUCAAACUCAAUUUAUUUUUACAGUUUGCAAUGAUCUGAAAUGUUUACCAAUGAAAAUAAACUACAGUUAUUUAUGCAUUAGGUUUAGCACAUGAAAAGCAAACCAAGUCGAAAUUUCCAUGUGGGCCACUUGAACUUAAUUCAUGGGUCGAUCAAAAUUGGAUAUGUUGGACUUAAUUGAUUCAAGCGUUGAUCUCUUCGUGUACUUAAUUGUAGGGAUUGGGUUUGGUACAUGAAAAUAUUGACAUUUGAACUGGGCAGAGUUUUGUCCAUGCAAUCAAAAGUGAGAAACCAGUGGCAGAUCAAGGGGGUGGGUCUGGGGGUCCGGGGGUCCAGACCCCCCCAUCCGAACUGAUGCUUGUUUGAGCAGUAUUCUUUUAGCAAAGCAGUAUUUUCCGUACCAACGGUGACUUGCGUUCACAGAUUGAGAAACAUGUGUUUGUCUCUGUGAGAAGUAAUUUUUAAAAAGUUCAACAUUUCUUUCUGAACCAAAGUUUGGACCCCUUGCAGAUUGCUUCUCUUGCCACUUGAAAUGGAGAGCUUGCUUGUAGGCUACCUUUACCUAUAAAAAGAAAAGGACAACAACACACCACCUACAUGAAAGAAGAUUUUAAAUUCAGAUUUAGCAAGUGAAACAAUCUAAUUCACACGGUCUAACAUGAUUCCUCCUCUUGUUUGACUGAGUUUCAUUUUUUACACUUUUCCCAGAUCAAACUUGAAAACAAGCACCUGCAUGGACAUUUUGCUGUAAUGUUUGGCUUCAUAUGUGGUCUGCUGAAGCUGUCACUCAUUAAAACCCAACAACUUUUUCUUUUUUCUACUCUGCGUACAGUGAUUGCCAGUGCUGUCAGACUUGGUAAUGUUGGCCCUUUACAGGUGAGGUGAACCCAACACUGAUGUAUUUUGCUUUCUUUUAGAACUUGUUAAUUCACUUAAUGAUAUUGCUAAAUCCGCUAGCAGCGGGCAAAGUGAAGCAAAACUUGUUUUAAUUGGCUGCCUGAGAUGAGAUGAACCCAACUUGCCCGAUUGGGUUUUCCUGCAUUGGUUCAGCAAGAAAACUUCUUUUUUGGCCAUAAAAUAAAUCUUUUAUUGACCAAGAUGGCUAGAUAUUGGCCUUGGCCAGCCAUGAAGGCUAGUUAGUUAUAUCCGCUGAACUUGGAAAGUUUAUGGUGUUCAGCACUUCAAUUUUGUCCAAAAAUAUGUUUUUCCUUUCACUUUAAACCAGAAAAUAUUUACCAGGGUCUUCUCAGUCCCCCUUUUUGCAGUAAGCUCAAAAUGCUUCUCACACAUAACUAGGAGCCAUGCCAAGCCGACAAUCAACACCACAAGUCAUUACGCGUAGUAUUACAGCACAAAAAGGCGAAUGAACGGCUGACAAGAAACUAUUACUAAUUACAAUAGCAACAGAACUACAGCACUACUUUAAAUGCUAAAACAGCCCCCAAAACACAUGAAGGGUAGGUGGGCGUGGCGGGUCAGGCAACGGGGGAUGGCAACAAAUUCAACUUGCAGCAGCUGCAUCUGGCAAGAGACCUACUUUCGCUUGAUAAAAAUCUACUUACACAAUACUGUUGGCCAUUAUAAAUGUUUCUACGACUUGCUGAUCAUUUUUGUACUUCAAGUAACAUAAAGGCACACCCCAUUAAAACGAAAACUGUAUCUUCUGAUGUUUAAAGCAAAGCAACUAAUAUGUAGUUUGUCGUCCGUGAGAAUAACUAGACAAUUCUACAAUUUUUUCAGCAUAUUAGCACUGUAAUAUUUGUAAGUAGUUUUUAUCAGCAAGUAAACGUGCCAUAUUAGACAUUAGACUGAUAUUUUUAUGCCUUCGGGUAUGGAUAGACGAACAUGUUUGCCAUGUAUUUUUAAAGUUGACCGUGAUUUCCCUGGUAUCGUAAUCAGGGCAGAUCUAGGUAAGCCAGGCCCCUACCUUAAAUUUAUGCCAAACUGAGGCCCGCCGUGCCAAGAAAAAUUAUUUUCGAGGCCAGGCCUCCUUUUAUCCCAGGGACUGAAUAAGCAGGUCCCUCACUUAAUUAAAGAUUUGGAAAUUUAAGAUAUUUUCCAAGUCAAUACGUUCGAUACUGCUAAGUUUAUGUUUCGCUACCACAAUGAUUUGCUGCCUCCACUCUUCCUCAAUCUGUUCAUCACUAACAGUCAAGUCCAUAUAUAGAUAUGACACAAGAACAGCCGGUAAUUAUCGAGUUCAUUCCUGUCGUACGAACAUCAAGAAAUUCACAAUUCUUUACUGAGGACCAAGAAUCUGAAACUGUCUUCCCGCAUUUAUUACAAACUCGUUAAGCUUUUCUUUCUUUAAAAGCUAAGUGCUAGAGUUUUUAUUAAAAUAGUUACUGAAAAAGUUGAGCCACACUCCUUUGCAGCCCUUUUUUCUUACAAUAUUGUGAUGUAGAGGCGGCCAGCCUGGUGGUUUCUUGAGGUUUCCUCGCCUAACAACUUGCUGUAUCCUUUAAAAUUUAUUCUGAAACAAAGGCUAAUGAAUGAUUAUGACGAUGAAAAAAGAUCUGAAUUCGCAACUGGUAAUGUCUUCACAGUUCUAUCCGGUAACCUAGCCGUUUCUUUGAAGUAAGCGGUUAUUUAUCCGUAGCUAUCCGUACCUACGUCUACAAGUAGGUCCGUCAGACCUGUCCCCUUACUUUGAGUUUCAUUUCAGAUUCCUAUUAUCUUUCUUGAUGCUCUACCGCCGCAGGAUAGGUUUAGCUAAUACAGCCCUUGGCUCGCAGAGCGGGACGUCGUGAGUUGGAUCCCUGAGGCGGGACCAUUACUUACGAUGUUAACCGAGAAAGACGGUACUGCAUUUUCCCUGAAAACGGCGUGGCUUUCGUGUGGAUGACCGCGGAUAAAUGAUCGUGUGCCCAACAGGCGACGUAGAAAACCAUGUCCUCAAUUAGGGCUUGUGAUAAAUACAUUGACACUCACAUAAUGUUCGUGUUGAUUAGGCUGUAAAGUUCACUCUUCAUCGGAUUCGCUCUCAUCAGAACUCGAGACAAAACUGUAUGCGAAAGUGGGAUUUUCCUUGAGGAACUCUUCAAUUUCGUCGAUAAUUCUAUAUUGCAAGUGAAGAAACUUCAGCUCAACAUCAAGCUCCGUCAUGCAUUCUUGGUACUUUUCUGAUGUUGUGAAGGAUUUUUCGAGGAAUUUGAUGAUCUCUAUAACUUUCUGGUGUUGGAGAAGAGAAUUCGGAACGGGAAGUGGCUGCCCAUAAAUCUCGUCUGACAGAACAAGAUACUUAAGAAUCUCUGACAUCAAGAUUGGGUGCGUUUUCGAAUUUUCCAUCAAAUCCAUUAAGUUUUUUUCACUUGGAAGUUUGCUUGGUGGAUCAAGCUUUGCCAUCAUUUGGGCAUUCAGUGACUCAAGCCACACGUUGAUAACGUAGAAUGGUUUGUAGGUGAACAUGAAGUUCACGGGAAAGUCUGACGUCGUCUCAAAUGUUCUUGAUUCUAAAUCCGGUCCCUCGGCCAUGUGCUCAUCAAAAAUGGAAAAACCAUUUUCCAGUGAGACUCUCCGGCUGUGAUCAUCCAUUUGUUGAAGAGUGUUGCAUCCAGUGAUGAAGUAGUGCUGGCAGUACUUGUUCUUCACGCAGGUUCUCAGUUCUUCCAUCAAGUCUUUCACCCGGUCGCCAAUCGUUCCAUUGGUCCACUGGUCAGUAGGUACAGUUUCAAGAGCCCAGAGGAAAAUCGUUUUGGCUGUGUAGGUAGUUAUCACAGAUUCUAACUUGAUAUAUCUUGAAAACAGGUACUUGAAAAUGAGGUAGCACAUCUUCUGUUCUUCGGUGAUUGAGGUCAUCAGUGUCCUUUCCGCCAAUGAAAAUGAAUACCUCCACUGGGUAUUUGGGGUUACGCUGUUUGUUAGAAACUCGUUUCCCAUCUCACGUUUGCUCGAUGUUCCUGCACAAUUCCCUGACGUGUCACUCUUGGGGACAUCGUGGCAUCCAUCCAUCACGGCGUCGGGGUUAAUAUUCGUCUGGCUCUCUAGCGCAGCACUUUUUUUCGCGGCCUCUUCUGCGUUUACGUUGUGACUCGAUGUUUCUGAAUCUUUUCCCGAUGCUUCAAAUUUUGGCACAACAUGACAUCCAUCUUGCAUCACCUUGUCUAUGAGCUUCUGUGAUGGCCAUCCAGAUGGUCUGUCUCGACUUGGCCAUUCCUUAGCGCAGCUGGGCCAUUCCUUGCAAGGCACUGACAAGCUGACAUCCUCAGUGAGAUAAAGAUGCGUUCCUUUCUUACCCAAGUCACUCAUGCACAUGACAACAUGAACCGCUGGACCAGCUUGUCCCACGUACUGAAGGUAGUCAUUUAGGGAUAUGCAGUCUUCAGCAUCGAAUACAUUGCCGUUCUUAUGAUGAUGCUGAAUUCUAUAGACAUUCAUUAUAGCUGUUAUGAUUGUAAGUAUGUUGUACAUUUGUUCAAUGAGCAGCUCUGAAGACAAAAGCUUGAGGCCGCGAUCAUGUACACACAGAUUCUCCAGACCAAUUAUUCCCUCCACAUUGGCAGGAGUUGAUAGGUCAACACGUCCAGAUGACACAGAAGGAAUAAUUUUCAGCUGUAAUGGCAUGUCCGGGGAGUCAUGAUGAAUAUUUUGCUGGGUAUUCUCACUCGCUGUUAUAUUUGUAAAACAGAGGUUGUAAUCACAUUCAAAGGAAAGACCAACGUCUCUCAUGAUGUCUUCUUCAGAGUCUACAGGCUGUCUAAUGGGUUGUAUGAUUGGUACAUCUUCUGGCAUGCUGCCCACGCGUUCAGCAACAAACCUCUGAUUCGCUAAGAAGCAGUUAUCCAAAUCAAGCAUUCCGCUGUGCUGCAGAAGCUUUUGUGUUGUUCCAGGCAGAAGUUGCUUCACUACGCUCUGUAGGUUUGUUUUGGCAUGUCCAAAGCAAAUCUUCUUGACGACGGUUGCCAUCGUGUAGACGUUAAAAUUCCAAGCACUGUAAGGGACACCCUCUGGAUAGUCGACUUCAAAAGGACCAUCAUCUGACCCUGCAGUGGCCAUUGCAACUAAAGAAAACCAAAAAGAAUCCGUUAUUUGUUAUGUAUUAAUAAUACAGUAGUAUGCGUCAUUCAGUUGACACUCCGACAACCCGACCUCCGUGACAUUCCUGGGAAUUUAACAUCGACCCGCUCUUUAAGGGGGCAGUCCCCUUUUUUGGGGGGGGGGGGUGAUGUUGAUUUGGGAAAGAAAUAAAUUAGAGUAGAAAAGGAAUGUACAUAAUCUCUGUUAGUCCGCUUAUGGGCUCAGAGGCACCUUGUUGUGGUGGUGGACAAUCUGGUAUUCACUUCAUAUUUUAAUUUUUUUACAACCCCCAAAUCCAAUAUUUUCCAAUUUUCCAGAAUUUUAAACAUCCCUCCUAUUUUUGUACAUUAAAAACAUUCACAACAUCAUCCAAAAAAUCUCAAAAACAUUAUUGAACCAAGGACUCUUAACUAAGUGAGUCAUCUUUUGAUCGAAUGAAAUCUUGGCUAGAUAAGAGCGCAAAUUAAAGAAAUACAACGCUUUCAACCAGACUGUCCCUUAAACACUGUUAUUUCCCCCACCGGGGAUAAAAUAUUGGGUUUACAGUGUCGUAUAUAUAGCCCUAGCCUAUAGCAGAGCAUCAGUAUUUUAGAAUAAAAUAAAACACAACUCAAUCAGGCUCUCUGUUAUCAGACGUGUUUCAGGCCGCAUCAGACGUUCUUAUGUGCUUAAUGGAAUUCCUACAGCGAUAUUCCAAGCUCAACUAUAUCUAUCUCCAAUAGCCCGCCAUCUACUGAAAGUUGAUCUUGUGAAAAUAGGCCAUUUGAGUGAACGUGAGGCUGAGGUUGACUUUGUUUUGAUUCAAACCUCCUUCCUUUUGUAAUGGAAAUUAUGCUUAAAAUAAUACUUGUUAGCAUAAGAGCAACAUCAUUUUCAUAAUAAAGGAGAAAGGUUUGUUUCAAAAACAAGGUCAAUUCCAGCCUCUUUUCCUGACGUGUAAUUGUAAAUGGGCUAUUGGCCGGCAGCAUAUGGUAAAUUUCGAUAAUGCACCUGUGUAUUUGAUAUCGAACACAAGCAGGCUUCUAACACAGGUCAGCAUUAAGAAGUUGGAAUAUUGUUCGGUGCAGCCCUUAACUCUCCCGUUAAGUUUCAGGGGCCAUCUUGAGAAAGACGUAUCGGCUUCAAUUCAGUCCGUUUCGAAUGUGUUCUGUUAAAUCACCGCCCCAGGACCCCGGUGCAAUAGACAUUUUGUUCAGUGUUAUGGCUUCCGGGGGCUAACGUCCCGGCCUUGGCCACGUUAACCCUUUUGGUCCCAAGAAUGACCAACAUCAAUUUUCUCCUAACAAUGAUUACCAAAUGGAGAAUGCUUUGAUUUUAAGCCAAAUUCUCUCAACUAUUCUUAAAAGAAAUGUAUCGAGAUCAGUCCGGAGAAUUUGGAUGUGGAUCUUGGGGCUUAAAGGGUUAAAUUCCUUCUAUGUCCCGGGGUCAGAAUUGACUGAUGGAUUAUGUUGUUUGAGGGUGUCAAACCACAUGUCACGAAAUGCGAUCUUUUUGGCAUCUUCGACUGUGGAUUAGCCAGCGUUUUCUUGGUGUCUUGAGGCCGAUCAAGCCUAAAUUUUAAAGCUUUCCUUUAUUUUGAGAAAGUGAGUUACAGGAAAUGUACACAACAACAGUCAACGACCAGGUAGAUCUUUAAUCCUCCAAAUUCUUGCUUGUUGCAAGAAAAUAAAAAAAAUGUGUCACGCAAUGUUUCGGAUGUUUCAGCUUGGUUGAAAAAGGAAAAAUGAAGCGAGCUACUUAAUUACGUGAAAUGGCUCAUCUUUACCCAUGUUCUUGUUACUUUGGAAGUUUGCUUCCAUUCGGACAUCUGCGCGCGUCACAGUCAGAGUUCGUUAUACACGACUGUCACAACUCAAACAAAUGUAGAUACCACACUAGGGAUGACAAUAAAUCGUCCUAGCCGUAAAUAAGAUUUUGACGCGAUUAAACUGUUUAGGACCGGGCUAAAAGGGGCGGGUGUAUGUCUCUCAGUUCUUGAAAAAAGACCCUGGAUUCUCUAUGAGUUUGACUUGAUUCUCAGAAUUUACUGAACUUGGCACAACUGCUCAAGAUGCGUUUCUUGGUAUGGUAAACACGAACUAAUCAAACGAAUGAAAGCCUGUUAAAAAUAAUACUCUACAAUAAUACUCGCUUUUACGUGUACAGUGUAUUAGUCGUUGACUAUAUUAAGUUCUUUGCUGUGCGAAAAUCAAGCUCAGACUUUUCGUAAAACGUUAAGGAGACGAGUAGUAACUAGAAGUACUUUCUUAGAAAUUGAGACAAUCGAGGUCCCGAAGGCGGAAGGAAAAAACACAGUGACUAAAUGGAAAGAAAGUUGUAGUUUUUGAAACUGAGUCGUUACCAUUACUGCCUGACAGUGCUGCUACCUUAACACAGUACAUUAACUCAAAAAAUUAAGUGAAACUUACUCAGAGUAACUUAGAAGAUCGCUGGUAGAUUGCGGAAGUGAGAUGCUUGUCAAUGUCGAGAAAAUGAUUAACUUCGAAUUCUGCGACAUGGACUCAGUCCCAGGUCGGCCGGUUUUCGCAACGGUCGCAGGGUCUUAGUAACGAGCAUAAGACCAAUGUUGUUACCAAUGUGGAGAAAAGAAGCACGGUUUGCGAAAGGGUUAUUGGUCUUGGUUGAAGGUUAUUGGUUAUUGGUUAAAGGGUUAUUGGUCUUGAGGAAAAUAAGUAGAUAUUUAAUUAAGUAGAGAACUGAAUCAAUACAUAAAUAGUCCAUCCUGCAAGUACAUCUUCGUCUUCUUGAUUUUCGUUUGAAGAAUAUUUUAACUUGAGCUGUGAAAAUGCUAACACUUGAUUGGUGCUUGUCAAUGAAUCGCCAGUUACAUAGCUAUUGGCAGAAGCAAAUUACACAAACAUCCAUUGCAUGAUCCGAUCGACUCCUGCCAUUGGUAUCAUUCUAGAACCACGGACAUUGCUAUAGAAACAGGUUAUCGUUAUGCACUAACUAAAAUACCUUAUCAAAUUAACAUAUGUCAGAGGCACCCAGCGACUUUAUUCUGUAAAAUAACUGUUCGAGGGAGCAAACAUUGCCUAGAAAAUUCUAAAGCUUGAGAAAAGCUAACAUUUUCUGGAUAACCGUUCCAUUCGUCUAAAAUAUUCGGAGGUUUUCUAUAACAGCUUAACUACGAUUUUCGGAGGUUGUGUUAGUCGCAUUUUGAUACCAAGAUGUUGCGAUUAUUGUUGAAAAAGGUCUCGUAAAGCUUUCGGUAUUAAGACAAAACUUCCCCUAAAAUUUUCUAGUGAUAGCAAGGCUACUUCAUGUCCUCGAACUUUCAACCGGACCCAUAAGGGUAGCUAACACUUUCGGAUGAAACGAAAAAGCGACCUAAAAAUUUCGUGACAAAGACAUCCGAACAGGUAAACAGUUUUUAGGGCAACUUCAAAUUAACCAAACAGGCUUCUAAAGGAAAGAGAAAACUAUCCGAAACACUUGUGGCGUUUUUAGAAACAAGAAAGCUCUGUGCACCUCCAAGUUCCAAGAAGCCAACACCGUAGGGUUAAUACCCAGGGCUUUAAAAUAGUUUUAUUAAUUUUUUUAAAUACAAAGUAGCAAUUUAAUGUAAAAAUGGCUUCAAUGUUAAUGGUAAUAUUAUAUACGAAAUUUUAAGCUUUUUCAAUGCUUUCAACUGUACGUUUUCUUAGUUUUAAGCAUGUUUUUUUUCUGCUUAAAACAUAGUAAAGACUAGCCUGAGAAAACAGCCGACAUUUGGCGACGCUACCACCGGUUUCCCCUCUAAAUGACGUCUGAGAAACGAGCGCAGAAAUUCCAUACGGAUGACGCGUCACUACGCAGAUCUGGGUAGUGCUUCUGAUUGGUUGAAUCAAAUUUUACACGCGGCACGACCAGUCAGAAGCUCUACCCAGAUCUGGGCAGUGACGCGUCAUCAGUAUGGAAUUUCUGCGCUUGUUUCUCAGACGUCAUUUGACGGGGAAACCAGUGGUAGCGUCGCCAAAUGUCGGCUGUUUUCUCAGGCUAAGUAAAGACCUUAUUUAAAAGACUUUUUGUCCACCUUAGGCCCAGUCUUUCCAGUUUAAAAUGCAGAAGAAAGCUGAGGAAAUAAGGAAGAAGUGAGUAUUGCAGACAUCAUUUAAUAGGCCGUAUUCGUAUCACCCGUAAUAGACUUUAACUAGCUUGUAUUAGAGUAUGGCUGGGAAUUAGCAGGGGACAAGGAAUCUUCCUCCUCAUAUUAGCCUUGGUUUGCCGGCUACAAUCUAACCUGUCAUCUGACGUUAUGUUUCUUGUACCCUGGGUUCCAGAGACUUUUCAUGCGCGGUUUCUGGUUUCGGUCAAUCGGUCUUCGGCCGAAGAUCUGUCUGUCGGCCAAAGGGCGACACUGAAGCAUCCCGCCGCCCGCGAGAAAAAAUCCUCCGGUUCUCAGGGUAUCUUUCUUGCGCUCUCAAAGUAGAAUCGUCUGCUUCCUGGGCAGCUACAAUUUUUGUUACAAAUGUCGUAACGCUUACUAUCUCUUUCUUCUCCCUCAGUUCUCGGAUUUCCCUCCCGGAUCUCCCUCAGUCCUUUUCUAUGUUCCAAAACAACACUUGGUGUGUGUGUUUAUGCAGGUGGGGGAGGGGUCAAUUCCGUUACUCGUAGGGGGAGGGGGUCAAUUCCUGUACUUUUGUAUCACUCGUGCAUGUAUCCCGUAAGGGUCGACACGCAACGCUCCUUCCUACUAAUUUAAUAGGUAGACACAUUGUGUGACGACCGUAAAAACAGGAGACUAGGGUAUCUUGUAUUUUCGGAAAGUGGUAGUAGCUGUUUAGACCAGUAGCAAAUCUUACUGGCUUAACAGUGCUUUAGCUGUUUAUCUUGGUUGAGAUUAAGUACCCAGUUUAAACCGUUUUUCCGUUAAAUCUCUCCUAGGUUCGAAAAUGUCACCGUUGAGGAAGCAACAAUAACAGCACCAGUGGCAGACUUCCUACAAGGCGCACAUGAUAACUUGUUUUCCAAACUGUUUUAUUCUUAAUAAAUUCACACCCAACAUAGUUUCCUUCCCAGCCUCUUGGGCCUGGGUCACGCAAGCCGGGAGCAUUGCGCGACUCCGGCCUGAGCGGAAGUUAAGUAGACUACUAUCAACAAUGACAAAAAUCAAACUCCAAAGGAUUUUCAAAUCUACAAUUGUAGAUUCCAGGGCUGUCUAAAAAUAGACUGCCAGGGAUACCCUAAAAUAAUACUCCUAACGGUGUCUAAAAAUAAACCAUCAGGGAUACCCUAAGUUAAGCUUCCAGAAGGGUGUCUAACAAUGAACUCCCAGGGAUACCCGAAAAUAAACUCCCAAGGGUGUCUAAAAAAACUCGUAGUUUGGGAUACCCUAAAUUACACUUCCAAGGGGUUGUAAAAGUUAACUCCCAGAGAUACCCUAAAAUAAAUUCCCAAGGGUGUCUAGAAAUAAACUCCUGGGGGUAACCUACUCUAAAUUAAGCUAACAAUUGUAGUUCUGGAAGGUUUGAUAUUGAAUUGUUUAAUUUCCUUAGCCGAGGAAGGUGAGACACGUAAGAUUGGAUACGUUCGUAC
This is a messenger RNA of Porites lobata, 15836 nucleotides long. The record is from the annotation of a GenBank genome assembly. Lineage: Eukaryota; Metazoa; Cnidaria; Anthozoa; Scleractinia; Poritidae.